Messenger RNA from Notechis scutatus (mainland tiger snake), 4400 nucleotides. RefSeq names its product Ras association domain family member 7 (gene RASSF7). Gene Ontology annotation, biological process: signal transduction. NCBI's taxonomy places the organism in Eukaryota, Metazoa, Chordata, Lepidosauria, Squamata, Elapidae. The record is from RefSeq and is a predicted model, not a curated record.
GAACUCUUCUUCCCCGGACUGGUUGUGGUGGGGCGAGGCUGCAGGUUGCGGGGCAGAGGAGGGGAGAAGCCGACCGCUCCGGUGCCGAGCCGCUACUCCGCCUUGUAGGAGGCGCGCGACGAACUUGCAACUAGCGAGGGCUCCCUCGGCGGAGAAGAAGCAGGAAAGAAACGCGAAGUAUCUCUCGCCUAGUAGAGCCGAGCCUGUGACCUUGCGCAGUGGAGGAGGAGAGUGGCCGAUUCCGAGAGAGCGAGGAGGCGGAGGAGGAAAGAAGCCGCGCGAGGAAGAGGAUCUGCUUUGCUGAAGGAUUCGUCCAGGAACAAAUCACAGAAAUGAUCCAGAAAGUUUAAUCCCCUCUACCUUUUUGUGAUGGAGUUGAAAGUCUGGGUAGAUGGAGUCCAACGGGUUGUAUGUGGCGUUUCAGAACAGACAACAUGUCAGGAAGUUGUCAUAGCAUUGGCACGGGCCAUUGGUCAAACAGGCCGCUAUGUUCUCAUUCAAAGACUACGUGAGAAGGAGAGACAGCUGCUCCCACAUGAAUGUCCUGUAGAGUUUCUAUCCAAAUGUGGCCAAUAUGCCCAGGAUGUGCAAUUUAUAUUGCAGCGUACCGGCCCCAGCCUCAUAGAGAGGCCUUCUUCAGACAAUGCCCCCCAGAUACCCGAGAGGACGUUUGUCAGGGCUAGCUUGCCUAUUAAACCUAGACCACUCAGUACAGAAGUACCUAGAACCAGGCAACCCAAAAAAUCUUUAACUUUCAACUUGGGUCCCGGGAGUUCAGGUGAUGCCUGUGCCAAAAACAAGCUGAGACAGCCCAGAAAGGACCCAACGUGUGUUAGAGAUGGAGCCAGAGGGGGGUUACUUUCCAAAGAGGAGCUAUUCAAGACUGUCCUAUACCAGCAGGAGCAUCUCUACACCUUGGAGAUGCAAGGUGAUGCCUUGGAAAUGGACAUCAGGCAUUGGGAAUCCAGCCAAGGCUCUUAUCAGGAGGAUGAGAUUUUGCGGCUAGAGCAGCUGGUCCACCAAAAUGAGAGCCAGCUGAGUGAGGAAGAAUUUUGGCAGAAUGAACUACAGUCAGAAAAGGAGCAUGAAAGGGAGCGGCGGGAGAAAGUGCACAGCCUGAGGGCCACAAUGGAGGAGUACACCAAAAAAAUCCAUGAGCUUAUGGUAAAAACAGAGACCUUGGAAAGAGAAAUCCAGUGGGAAAUUGCUGAGAGAGGCAAGAAGACCAAGGAAACUUCUACCCAGAAUCCUACUGAGUUAGUGGGGAUGGCAGCUAAAAUAAAGAGAGACCUGGAAUCCAAGGCCAAGCAAACCGCCCAGCUGGAAAGCAGCCUGGAUACCGUGGGGAGGGCCUUGGAGGAAGCAGAGUACAAUCUGCAGGCCCAGAACCAAGAGCUGGAGGAAUUGAAUAAGGAACUCAGGCAAUGUAAUUUACAACAAUUCAUCCAGCAGACAGGAGCCAUGGUGACUACUCCACAGGCCAGAUCAGAGGCAGAAUCGCAGCUGGAUCAAAUUAGCCAAGAGUUGCCAACUCACCAGAGAAAUGGAGAUUUGUUGGAACUCAGCAGAAACUCACCUCCCGGACCUACAGCCAAGCAUUUCUUCGGCAAUCCACAGAAGCUCCAGAGUCCCCUGGUGUCCAGCUUGAACCCCGAGGUUGUAUCGGCAAAGCAGAGCAUCUGGAGGUAAAAAGGCCAGCCAAGAAGGACUGAUAGUUUUGCAAAUAUAACAGAUAUACAGAUAAAAACUCUUAAUUACAUAUGUAUAUUCUCCUUCUUAGAUGGAUAUAGAUGGUUGUGCAGAAUAUUUUUACAGGCUUUUUUUUAAGUAAAAAGGAUAUUUGGAGGAAGCAGACUGUAUUUUUUUUAAACGUGCCUGUUAUAAUUUGAAAAAUUAUAAAUGAAAAAACUGGAACAGUUUUGAUGAAAAUGUAUGUAAGACUCCAUUCUAUAGAGUAUAGACGAUGCUUUGGACUGAAUAGCCAUUGCCUUUAGAGGGCUAUGAGCUGUGCUGGAGAACUGUUCAAGGCAGAGAACAGCAAAAUCUCUAGAUCCAUUCAGCUGCCCAACAAAAGAGGUGUGUAUUACCAACCAGAUUUCUUUACUAAACUCUAUCGAUGCACUGGAGCAUUUCUUAUUGUUUAUUGGAUGAUGAUCUUUUUGUUGGAUAAUGAUUAUAUUUCGUAAAGUAAGUGGGUUUUUUUUUAAUUUGAUAAGAGAGAAAUUAUUCUAUUCCUGAUAAGAAUAUAAAAACAAGGAAUACUACUCUGGGACAGAAGUUUUUGUGACCAUCCAUAGAUGCCUUUUAUGGUGUGGUUGAUCCUGAGUCAGUCUUUUAUUUAAAAAAUCCUUCAGAUCUGAUAAAAGAUGGGAUUGAGGUGCUAGUCCUGUCUUGCCAUUUGUGUCUCAUGCCAAGUAUUUUGUCAUCCAGUGUUGUAUGAUGUAAUUUUGCCUAUAAAUUGCUUCAGCAUAGAAAUGUGUAUUCUCUACUCACACAAUAAUUUUGGAAUCCAGACUAUUCUAAGACCCAAAAUAAAAAAAAAUUCAAGUGAACGAUUUCUUGGUAUUUUCAUACAGUGGGGAAUAUAUGUGUUCCAACGGAGGCCAGUCACAAGAAAGACUGUCUUCUACUUUAGAGCAACUGACUCUUGGAUUUGUCUGUGCGUCUUUCUUCUUUUCAGAGCAGCUUCUGGUGGGUUGGUUAAAUGUUUUGAGUUGCACAAGAGAAUGGCCAAUGCAGAGAUGGUGCAACAGAACCCCAGUAACCUCGUGAUCUCCACGGGGGGGGGGGAUGAGCAAUUCAGAACUUUUCAGAUGUUUUGGGCUGCAAGUCUCCUCAACUGCUACCAUGACAAAUAACAGGAAAUGGAUGGGAAUUGCAGUCCACCCUGGAAUGUGAAGCUUGUCUAUCCCCCAUCAGUCCUUUGGCAAAAGCCUGAAUAGCAUUUGAAAGGUGUUUCUUGUUAAUAAGAUACUUGCUUUGAUUUAAGGAUAGAGAACCCAUAUUGCUACCUCUGUUCCUCUGACUAGCUGCAGCUCAUUUGGCCACAUAAUGGAUUUAAUUCACUAUAUGCAGUAUUGGGACCUGAUUUGAGGAUUUCAAGGUCAUAGGGAAGGAGAAAUCUGAAAGCAGCAACCAAAGCAAGGAAAAUACACCCUUCCCUUUCAUUCCCAGUAGCAACUUAGCUCCAUAAUACAAUUUGUGCGGCUGUUGGACAUAGUGUAAGGAAAGGAAAGAGGCCACGUACAUAGCCGGGCAAAUCUGUGAGAUGGCCACUGCCCAAAAUUACAUAUGUUGUCCUCUGAUUGUUACUUUCUCGCUGCUUUCAGUAGCUUCUUCCUUUUGUUGGUUGUUUUUGGCCAUUCUCAGAAUAGAUUGAGAAGCUGUACGAAUCCUGAUGUGGAUAUGUUGAACUUUGAUUAAUCCGUUGAACAGCUAAAGUGAUCUUUAGUGGAACAUCAGAUGAGCCAGAUUAUUCUCCAGAUAUAUCACCCAGUGCCAGUACAACCAUUUUUGAGGUAGUUACCCAGUAAAAUAAUGUUUAAAAAAACUUAGUAUAGUUUGAGCAUGCUAGAAAGAGUCCCGGGGCACAAUAUUUUUUAGAAGUGCUCUUCCCAGGUAGGCUAACCAUCUGAACUUCAGUUUUGGAUAGAGAAUCAAAUCAUUCUUUGCUUCCAAACUUGUGUAUCAUUUUUGUACAAUUCAGAACUUAGCAUUAAAAAAAAUAUAUUUUCUAUAAACUGUCUUUCAGUAAAAACGACCCAAUUUUUUUUCAAGUUAAAAUAUUUUCAACACUUUUUUUUUUUAAAGAAAAAAAAACAUUCUGACUUUCUUUUUCCUUUAACUGCCUACAUUUUUAAAGGCAAGUGGUGUUUGUGUUACCACUUUUAAAUGAAGCCUGGAACACGGAUUAGAAUGGGGGACAGGAGGGGCGGGGAUUACAUUAUUGCUCUUAACUCGGUAAUUAACAUUUUACUACCAUCUUAAUUUGCAAACUCAAUUUACUUCUAAAUACUAAACAGCAUUAUGACAGUAGCACAGGGGAGUUACAUUAAUAGAACCAAAUAAAAACCCUGACAUUUUAUUCAGUUAUGUUCUGUGUAACCUAAUCGUAUCUCACUGACAGUAGACAAAGGUAAGCACCAUGUUUUGAAAUGGGCAGAUUACUGAACGAAGGAAGUAAUUCCUGGUAGCAUUUCUUGCUGAUCGAGAUCUCUACUUGGUCAGUCCAUUUGAGGAGGGUUUGUAUGUAUUUGUUGCUCAUGGCUGAUGUAUGACCAAGAAAAGUAAAUGUAUGCAUGAAAGCCUGGGGGACUGUCUGGGGGACCACAAAUAGCCUUGGAAUCCCUGAACUUUUAUUUUUUAAUGUUUGAUGUAUAUCAUGUAUAUGAAAUACGAUU